GUCCUCAGAUCCUUUUCCAACCAAAACAAAAAGAAGAAGUUGAAGAAGAAGAAGAAGAUGAAGAUCACUGUAAUGAGCACCAACGAUAACAUCGUCACCUUAGACGUCGACCCUCAUGAAACUGUUGAAAAUGUGAAAGCUUUACUCGAGGUUGAGACUCAUGUGCCGCUACAGCAGCAGCAGUUGCUUUACAAUGGGAGGGAGAUAAGGAAUUCUGAUAAGCUGAGUGGUGUGGGUGUUAAAGAUGAUGAUUUGUUGAUGAUGGUACCGAAUGCUGCAUCUGGUGGCACUGCCUCCUCCAAUGGGUUGGGCAUGAAUCCAGAUGGCUCUGCUGCAAACCCCGAAGCUUUCCAGAGGCACAUUCGAAGUGAUUCCAAUAUGAUGGCACAACUGUUUCAGAGCGAUCCUGAUUUAGCACAAGCUAUUUCUGGGGACAAUAUCAAUCGACUGCAGGAGCUUUUACGAGAUCGUCAUCGCCAAAGAUCUGACAUGCGGCGUCAACAAGAUGAGGAGCUUGCCCUUCUUUAUGCUGAUCCCUUUGAUGUCGAAGCCCAAAAGAAAAUUGAAGCUGCUAUACAGCAGAAAGGAAUUGAUGAAAAUUGGGCAGCUGCCCUGGAACAUAACCCAGAAGCUUUUGCUAGGGUGGUUAUGUUGUAUGUUGACAUGGAGGUCAAUGGAGUACCUUUAAAGGCAUUUGUUGAUAGUGGAGCACAGUCAACAAUUAUAUCAAAAAGCUGUGCCGAGCGUUGUGGGUUGUUGAGGCUUUUAGAUCGACGUUACAAGGGCAUUGCUCUUGGUGUUGGUCAAUCCGAGAUAUUGGGCAAAAUACAUGUAGCUCCAAUAAAGAUUGGGAAUAUAUUUUAUCAUUGUUCUUUCAUGGUUCUCGAUCAACCAAAUAUGGAGUUCCUUUUUGGACUGGAUAUGCUGCGUAAGCACCAGUGCAGUAUAGAUUUGAAGGAUAAUGUUUUGAGAGUGGGUGGAGGGGAGGUUGCUGUACCAUUUUUGCAAGAAAAAGACAUACCAUCACAUUUCCUGGAUGAACAAAGGCUUGCCAAAGAAGCAUCCAGCUCCGGAGCCGGGGGGACAUCAGGAACAGCGGAUGGGAGCAAAAAUGCAUCACCAGGAGCCCAGUCUUCAGGAGGUGCUCAUGGUGGCACUACUCAGGGAUCUGAUUUCGAAAGCAAAAUUUCGAAGCUGGUUGAGCUUGGAUUUGGAAGAGAAGCAGUCAUAGAAGCUCUCAAGUUAUGCAAUGGAAAUGAGGAUCAAGCAGCUGGAUUUCUUUUCGGGGGCUAAAUUAUUCUAGCUCAUUUUUUAUAGCAUUUUUUUUUUCCUUGAAUUAUGUUUCCAUUGGAAUUUCAUUUAAAAGUCAAAUUGUUGAUAACACUAAACUCUUUUUAAAUAUAAAUUGUUGAUAACAUUAAACUUUA
This is a messenger RNA of Humulus lupulus (European hop), 1427 nucleotides long. Its product is annotated as protein DNA-DAMAGE INDUCIBLE 1. Gene Ontology annotation, molecular function: protein binding; aspartic-type endopeptidase activity. The transcript is spliced from 16 exons. Gene Ontology annotation, biological process: proteolysis. The coding region runs from base 58 to 1293 and encodes 411 amino acids. The record is from RefSeq and is a predicted model, not a curated record. NCBI's taxonomy places the organism in Eukaryota, Viridiplantae, Streptophyta, Magnoliopsida, Rosales, Cannabaceae.